AUGAGCAGAAAUUUGGAGGCUCUGAAACUCUACAGGAAUUUGCUGAAAUACUCCAAGAAUCUGCAAUUUUCAGACGCGUUUUUUGUGAGACGCAGAAUUCGAGAGGAAUUUGAGAAGAAUUUGGAAGCUACUGAAAAAAGAGCGGAGAUUUUGAUCAAGGUAAGAUUUUUUGGGCAAUGGGGUGAUUCGAAAAUAAAUUGAUAAAAAACUAUUUUUGACAAAAAUUUUGAUUCAGCUAAAAAAUCUAUUUUCUUUCUUAUUUUUUUCCAACACAAAAAAUGAAAAAAAAAUACAAUAAAAAUCUAUCAAGGCAAAAAAUGUUACUAUUUGAAUCACCCCAUGAAAUUGAGAUGGAAAAUUAAUACUUUUUUCAGUGGGGACAAAGUGUGAUUGAAAAGAAGAAGAUCAUUUGAAAAUGGUUUGUGUUUUGGGAAUCGAAGGAUCUGCGAAUAAAAUUGGCGUGAGUUUGAACAUUAAAACAACGAAAAAAAUGAGGAAAUUUGAAAUUUCUCAUAAGAACUGGCCAAAUUGUAGAGUUUUUGAUAGAUUCCGUUGAAAAUCUGGGUUUUUCAUGGGCUUUUAGGCAUUUCUCAAACAUUUGAUAGUUCGUCCAAUUUUCCUAAAUCAAACAAGUUUUGUUUGAAAUGCAGAAAUCCCCAUUUUCUUCAGGUUGGCAUAAUUCGAAAUGGCGAAGUUCUUUCAAAUCCUCGUUCCACAUUUCAUGCUCCACCUGGAGAAGGAUUUCGUCCAACUGAAACUGCUCAACAUCACAAACAACAAAUAUUGAGAUUAGUUCAGGAAGCAAUUAUUCAAGCAAAAAUCACGAAUCCGGCAAAAGAAAUUGAUGGAAUUGCAUAUACAAAAGGACCUGGAAUGGGAGCACCAUUACAAAUUGGAGCUAUUGUUGCGAGAACAUUGUGUCAGGUAUGGGAAAAGCUUUCAAUUUCACCAAGUGUUUUGUUUCCAGGCUUGGUCAAUUCCUCUAAUUCCAGUCAAUCAUUGUGUUGGUCAUAUCGAAAUGGGCCGCCUGAUAACUGGCGCUGAUAAUCCCGUAGUUUUAUAUGUCAGUGGCGGAAAUACUCAAGUAAUCUCAUAUUCAAAUCGAAAAUAUCGCAUUUUUGGUGAAACAAUUGAUAUUGCUGUUGGUAAUUGUUUGGAUCGAUUCGCACGAGUUUUGAAAUUGGAUAAUAAUCCGAGUCCUGGAUAUAACAUUGAACAAUUGGCCAAAAAUGGUGAGCGAGUUUUUGGGCAGCAAAAUUCAAAGUUCCGAAAAUUUAGCGAUACUCAGAAAUUAUUCCAGAAAAAAAUUUGCUACAAAAAACUUCCCGGAUUUUUUACGUUUCGAAAAAAUAUGAUAUUUUCAACAAAUUUUUUCAAAAAUGUUAUUUUUCCGUUAAUUCCAAACCUAAAGAUUCAAUACUGUUUCACACAAAAAAUUCGAAAUUUUGUCUAUAAAAACAUAUUCAUUUCCCAUUCUUCCCCAAAAAAUGCUCAAAAUCUAAGUGUAGUUUCAGUAGUUGCUUGUGCAAUUUCCUUUCUAAUAAUAGCCGUUGGUUUGUGUGGUGACAUUUUUUCAGCUUGAAGUUGAGAAAUUCGAGCACGCUGAAAAUAUAUUUCAUUUUAAACUUUGCUGAAAAUUGUCUGUAAAUCACCUCUUUUCUCAAUAGUCUCUUAUUCUGUCGAUAAAACAUGUACAAAAGUUUGAGAAUUGCGAAAAAUCCAACAAAUGACAACAUUCCAUCCGAAAUUUGAUUCAGAUCUUGUGUUUCCAAUUUUUUUGAUCCUGAAAAAAGUAUGAGCUCCAAAAAAAACUUCAAAAUCUCACCUUCAUUAUCAUUAUUAUAGCUAUCAGUAACAAAUUGCUGAUCAACAUGAUAAAACGGAAUCUCUUGAGUGUUAUUAUUAAAGGGAAAUAGUGGAAAAUUCAAUUUUGCCUCGAGCAAAUAUUGUGUAUCAUUGUGUAGCUGGCAAGAAUCUGAGUCCUGAAAAUUGAGGGAAAUAAUUGGAUUUUGGUGGAAAAAUGGAUGAAAUUGAAACAUUUCGUUUAAAAUUGACUCGAAAUUAAUGAAAAUUUAUCGAAUUCAAACCUAAAAAUAUUGAAAACCUUGUCAAAAUUUACAAUUUUCCAGAAAUCUCCUGAAACUCAAACUCACCAUAAAAAUCUGGGUUUUUGCAUUGCUUUCACAUCUAACAUGAUUCGAAUUCCAAUCCUUCAAAUUUUCCUUUUUCAAUUUUUCACUUUCUCCACAAUACUUUUUGACAUGCGAACCACAACAUCCAAAUUUGAUGACUGUUGUUCGAUUUUCCGAUCUUUUUAAUUGAUCAUAAGCAACACAACAAAUUGGUUUUUGAGUUGUGCAUUUUUUGAGAAAUAAUUUGGACGAUUUUUGGUUUUGGUGAAUGUAAUUAAAAAUUUGAGGAGAAGGAUAACUUGCUGAAAAUAGGGGAUUUUAAGCUACGAAAAUUGAUUUUCGACUAAAAAUAUUCAUUUUUUGUUCAAUUUUGGCUGAAAUUCCAGGUUUUUCCUGAAAAAAAACUCACCUCCUGCCAAUGAUUCUUCUUCAUACAUCAAAAUCUCAAUAUCACCUUGAAUACAUGUGUUUUGAAAUUCUUGAGGAAUUUUACAUGUUUCUAUAAGUCUAUCCAAGUAUACUGUAAAAAAAAACUACGGUAGAUUUUUGGCAUCAACAAGUAUAACACACAAAGUUCCCCGAAAAUUGGGACGAAAAGAAGAGAAAUUUGGAAAAAAGAUAGAUACUUUGUCAUGUUUUGUUUCGAAUUUUAGAAAAAUUAAAAAUGGCCGAAUUUUUCGUGGUAUUUUUCACGGAAUCUUUUUUUUGGGAAAAAAAUGGGUCACGUUUUAAUGAAAUUAAAGAAAAAUAAAAUUUAAUUUUCAGGUCAAAAACUGUUUGAUCUACCGUAUGCGGUAAAAGGAAUGGAUAUUUCUCUUUCCGGAAUUUUAUCGCAAAUCGAAAAAAAUGCGCCAAAAUUGAUUGAAAAUGGCGAAUUUUCACGAGAGGAUUUGUGUUUUUCACUUCAAGAAACCGUUUUUGCAAUGUUGAUUGAGAUUACGGAAAGAGCAAUGGCUCACACGGGAAGUCAGGAAUUAUUGAUUGUUGGUGGAGUUGGAUGUAAUUUGAGAUUACAGGUAAGGAAUUUUGAAUUUUAGGCGGGAAAUUCGGAAUUUUGGAGAAAUUUUGAAACAGAUAUGGGUAAAAUUGUGAAUUUUGAAUCCUGGAGCGAAAAAUUAGAUUUAAGACCAACAUUUUAAUUUUUCAUGAAUUUUCACCUUGGGAACUUUCCCUGAAAAAUACAAAUCAAAAUAUAAUUUCAAUUUUAAUUUUCAGGAAAUGGCAGCAGCAAUGUGUUCUGAAAGAGGAGCACAUCUUUUUGCAACUGAUGAACGAUUUUGUAUUGAUAAUGGAGCAAUGAUUGCGAGAGCUGGAGAAUUGAUGUUAGGUAAGGUGAUUUCGAGGGAACUUGAAAAUCUGAAUUUUUUGCAGCUUCUGGUCUGAAAACUGAAAUUUCAAAAUCGACUUUCACACAAAGAUAUCGAACUGAUCAAGUCAAUGUUAUUUGGAGAGAUUAG
This is a messenger RNA of Caenorhabditis angaria, 3589 nucleotides long. NCBI's taxonomy places the organism in Eukaryota, Metazoa, Nematoda, Chromadorea, Rhabditida, Rhabditidae. The record is from the annotation of a GenBank genome assembly.